Mastomys coucha (southern multimammate mouse) is the source of this 6002-nucleotide messenger RNA. RefSeq names its product zinc finger protein 54-like. Lineage: Eukaryota; Metazoa; Chordata; Mammalia; Rodentia; Muridae. The record is from RefSeq and is a predicted model, not a curated record. Gene Ontology annotation, molecular function: DNA-binding transcription repressor activity, RNA polymerase II-specific. Gene Ontology annotation, biological process: regulation of immune system process; negative regulation of transcription by RNA polymerase II; regulation of cytokine production. The transcript is spliced from 8 exons. The coding region runs from base 351 to 1706 and encodes 451 amino acids.
GGGUGUGGGGUGGGCGCGUUUAGAGGAGUGACCAGCAGGGAUAUUGGGAUGCAAUGUGUGUGAGCCUAAGGAACUGAGGCUAAAGAGUCCGAGCCAGAAGUGUCAAGAACCCGUUCCGGCCUAGGGUCUGCACUGUGUGGAGUCGCGUGGUGCAGACUUGCCUGCAGAGCACACGGCCGGGGUCUCGCGGGACCCUUGAACCCCGCUAAGCCACAGGUGCCAGGCGGGGCCUCCUGGGAGAGCCAGCAGCUCAGCGGCGGGAACCGCAGCCCGGCGGCCUUGGAACCUCCCAGAGCUUGCUGAUCCCCCAGACCUGCUCACCUGUGGAGCAGGACAAAGAGACCUGCGAGAUGGAGAGGGAGGAGACAGUAGCUAAGGAUCCAGGGCCACAAGCCAGCUAUUCAUUGUUCUUCAAAGAGAAAAUCAAAGAAAAGACACAGAAAGAAAUGGCUCAUUCUCCAUUAAUCAUGUCCCAGCGUCUGUUGACAUUUGGGGAUGUGGCUGUGGACUUCCCCCAGGAGGAGUGGGAAUGUCUGGACUCUGCUCAGAGGGCUUUGUAUAUUGAUGUGAUGUUGGAGAAUUACAGCAACCUGGUCUCUGUGGAGAACUACUGCAUAUGUGAUACUGCCCACCAACCUGUGAGGACUGAAAAGGAGUCUUGUCAGUAUAAUGAGCUUAGUGAAAUGCUUCAUGAACCCUCCAACUGUGCACUUUAUAAAAGAAGUGACACUACAGAAACCUCUAAUAACUACAGAUGCUAUAAGGACAAGGGUGCCUCUGUUGAUUUGUUAAAUCCAGAUAGACAUAAAAGAAUACACAGUGGAGAAGAACUUUGCAAAUCUGAAGACUGUGAGAAAUCUUUAAGUUUGUGUUCCAACAUUAGUCAAGAUCAGAGACUCUAUACUGCAAAUGAACUGCAGAGUCAGGGAGAAUAUGAUGAUGAUUUCAGCUCUGUGUACAGUCUAAUGCAACAAACAAUCUAUAUUGGAGAUACACCACACCAAUGUGAGAAAUGCAGGAAAUGCUUCAGUACGGCCUCAAGCCUAACUGUACACCAGAGAAUUCAUACUGGAAAGAAACCCUACAAGUGCAAUGUUUGUGACAAAUCCUUUACCCAGUGCACAAAUCUUAAAACACAUCAAAGACUUCAUACUGGGGAGAAACCUUACAAAUGCAAAGAAUGUGGAAAAUCAUUUCCUCAGUUGUCAGCACUUAAAAGCCAUGAGAAAAUGCAUACUGGAGAGAGACCUUACAAAUGUAAAGAGUGUGACAAAUCCUUUGCUCACUGUUCCAGUUUUAGGAGACAUCAGAAAAUCCAUAGUGCUGAGGAACAUUAUACUUGUCAACAAUGUGGCAAAGUCUUACAUCAGCUUUCACACCUUAGAAGCCAUUACAGACUCCAUACUGGAGAGAAGCCUUACAAAUGCAAUGAGUGUGACAGAUCCUUUACCCACUAUGCAUCAUAUAGAAGGCAUCAGAAAACUCAUUCUCUAGAGAAAUUUAACAAAUGCAAAGAAUGUGGUUUUGAACUCACAUCUGAAGAUUUGGAGCUAGGACCUUCCUAUGAGAGAGAACAUGCAAUGCCUGUCAUUCUGAGUCUUGGUUACUCCACUCAGUGUGAUCAUUUCUAUGUCCAUCCAUUUACUGACACCAGUCAAGCUGCCUGGACCAGAGAACACAAGGCAAGCUUCUGGAGGAGGUAUUGAGUGGCUUGAAAGACACACCUCCCAACUCAGCUCUGGGUACAUGACUGUCCCGGUGGUUGUUGCUUCUCAGCGGGCCGAGUGUGGCAGGAUGGUGUCAGUGGAGACCCUCUCUUUACAACUUGGAGACUACGUCUGUUCAGAGAGGGAGCGAGCACUUCCGGCAGGAAGGGUAGCCAUUUACAGAGCAAAAUGAGUGAUCAGGAGUCCAUUCUACGCUCUGGUAAGGGAGACAUCGGCCCAUUCGAGGUUUCUCCUGCCCAGUCUGUCUGAGCUUGAAGCCCUGCUCUCUGGGAACUCAUGGGCCGCGGGAGGCCGCAGUCUAUGACCAUUCUAGCGGCCCUGGACCCUUGUGUGUGCCGCUCGGCGGAGGGAGAGCGAAAUGCGCCUGACUGCGCCGCGGAUAACCGAGGGGACAGGUCAGAUUCCUUGUGCCCCGCUGCCCGCAGGGAGGGCCCCGCUCUGAGGAGGGGGUUUGGAUCCCCGAGGAGCCCAGGCAAGCCACAGUGCCUUGUUGGCUGGCGCCGAGUAACUGGGCUCCGCUCCUCCGCCUGUGCAAGAAGGAGCGGUGCCACUCAGGUCCCAGGUUUCCCCAGCUGCUUGGCGGUACUCGCCCAGAGCGUCACGGUGGCCUCAAGGCUCCCCAAGCGGAGUGACUGGGCCCCGCCCUGGCCAGGCCCCACCACCGCCUGAGGUGGACUCAGCCCCGGGCGACUACCCGCUGCAGCUGCGGGACACCUGCAUCAAGGCCUGAGACUCUCUGGCUCCGUAAAGCACAGGGUCAGUCUGGAAAAGAAAGGGUUAAGUCAAGAGGGUGGGUGGGUCUUCAAAUCGCAACGCCAGUCCGUCUCCGUUCCUUAAAGUGACACAUACAGAACAGCCAGCCAGCCAGCAUCUAAAACAAACAGGUCAAGUCCGCUCUGUCCUUCACAGAAAUUAACACCAGGGGCACUCCGUUCCCCAGGGUCUUUGAAACAUCGCCCAAGCCCCUGUGGCUAGGAUGUACCAGAGUGACCACCACGCCGGAUUCCACAUCCUCUUGUUGUUUCUUGCCAGGAAAUACAGAUUUUUAGGCCUCUUCAGAACAGAAUGACAGAAUUACUCGGAACAGAAUUAUUGCAGUAUCACACAAGCACACACUGACAGACACUUACAGACUCAGACAUUACCAGUAUUGAGACCCUCCAGGGUUGGGUCCUGGCAGCCUUGGAGUUCCAGGCCAAUGCACCAAAAUGUUGUGCCAGGAAGCCUUCAUGAACCCCAAAUGGCCACCAAGCAGCUGUUUCUGAUGGGUCUCCUUAUUGCAAGCUUGGGCUUGGGCUCUCCUCCAACCCAAUCCUGACAAAGCAGGACAGAAAGGAAGGCAAAUCAGACUCGAACCAUCAGCAGGACAAGGUUUUAUAGGGAAUGGGAGUAAGUGAGGGGGUGUCUAACUGAAUGUCUAUUGUAUGCUGACAGGUGGGUGCUCUGAAGCAAGACCAUGAACAAUUCCAAAGGGUCUGAAAGUACGUCUGAAACAAUCAGACUAAACUUUAAUUAACUGUUGCUAGGAAGUAGCUAGGGAGUAACUCCAAGCUACUAGGGGGUAUGGGCCAAGCAUAAGCCAGUGGAGUCUUUUUGUACUUGGAUGCAGCUUGGGUUCUGCUGCAGGUCAAGAUCUCAGGCUUUUUUUCUCUUUAAGAUGGAGGCAGGUCCCAAGAUAGAGUAGGUUUGGCCUUUCACUAGAAACAAAAAUGUUACUUCGAUUGAAAAGUAUCUUUUUGAGACUUUCCUGGUCUGCUCCUGUCCUGUGUUGUUGUCCUUAAGAAAGAUGGUGCUGAAGCCAUAAUUUGACCCUUACUAUCCCAAAGUCAAGAUGGCAACCAGUGACGUGCUCUUUACCCAGUAUGUAUACUUUACUCCUGUUGGUUUAAGGGGGCAAUCUAAAAUGAGCAUCCUUGUCAUUCACCAUCACUAUGGCAACACCACUGCUGCUGCAACAGGAGGUAGGUGGGGGUAGAAGGCUCGAGGAGUGCAGGGCUAGGGGCACCUGGAGCCUUGUGGUUAGUGCAGUGAAGGGAGAGUAGGGAACCCAGCUCUCCCUGGGAGAACAUAGGGAGUUCAGACAAAUUUAAACAAAUUUUUUUUAGAUCCCAUGGUACCCAUCUUCGCAGCAUUUGCCAGAGAUCCCAACACUCUAGAAUUGCCUUCCCAAUUGAGAGUCUAGGAUCGAAUGGAAAGUGUGAUUUGUGGGUGGUAACCUCGGUAUCAGAGCUUCCUCCAAACAAGCACCUGGUCUUUCUUCACUUGGCUCACUCUGGUUCAACCCUGACUCAGCAAAGAAAUCUCCUGGACACUUGCUCCGGAUGGGUACUCAAGGAGUCUGAAGAAAUGAUGCCUCAGAUGGAGAAGGACAGAGGGACAAAAGUGGUCCCCAUGUGGCCAGAAAUAACCCUAGCCAUGGUACUGGGGACUCAACAUCUCCUGCAUUGGUCACCAUCUGAUAGCUUAUUUCUCCACCAGUGAAAUAAACCAGUCCAAGCCAGAUUAUAAUAUAUUAUGAAAAGGCAACAUAGACCCCAUUUGUCUCCAUUUAAGGACCAGGCCUGAUUUCAAAAAAGGCCAAGGCACCAGCUUCAGGAAUAGGCCAUAAGUCCCACUUAAUGUCGUAAGUCAUAAGACACUAGCUCUAGGAACAAGACAAUGAAAUCCGCUUUUUCACAACGGGUUUGCCGUCAGAACACAGGUGUUGUGAAAGCCACCGCUAGUUCAAAGCAAACAUGGGAAAGGAGAAGACUCACAUCAACAUCGUCGUACUUGGACAUGUAGAUUCCAGCAAGUCCACCACAACCGGCCACCUGAUCUACAAAUGUGGUGGAAUCGACAAAAGAACGAACCAUCGAAAAGUUUGAGAAGGAGGCUGCUGAGAUGGGAAAAGGCUCCUUCAAGUAUGUCUAGGUCUUGGGCAAACUGUAGGCUGAGUGUGAGCGUGGUAUCACUAUUGACAUCUCCCUGUCGAAAUUUGAGACCAGCAAAUACUAUGUGACUAUCAUUGAUGCCCCAGGACACAGAGACUUCAUCAAAAACAUGAUUACAGGCACAUCCCAGGCUGGCUGUGCUGUCCUGAUUGUUGCUGCUGGUGUUGGUGAAUUUGAAGCUGGUAUCUCCAAGAAUGGGCAGACCCGUAAGCAUGCUCUUCCGGCUUACACCCUGGAUGUGAAACAACUAAUUGUUGGUGUCAACAAAAUGGAUUCUACCGAGCCACCUUACAGUCAGAAGAGAUACGAGGAAAUCGUUAAGGAAGUCAGCACCUACAUUAAGAAAAUUGGCUACAACCCUGACACAGUAGCAUUUGUGCCAAUUUCUGGUUGGAAUGAUGACAACCUGCUGGAGCCAAGUGCUAACAUGCCUUGGUUCAAGGGAUGGAAAGUCACCUGCAAAGAUAGCAAUGACAGUGGCACCACUCUGCUGGAAGCUUUGGACUGUAUCCUGCCACCAACUUGUCCAACUGACAAGCCUCUGCCACUCUCCCUCCAGGAUGUCUAUAAAAUUGGGGGUAUUGGCACUGUCCCCAUGGGCCAAGUAGAGACUGGUGUUCUCAAACUUGGCAUGGUGAUUACCUUUGCUCCAGUCAAUGUAACAACUGAAGUCAAGUCUGUUGAGGAAAUGUACCAUGAAGCUUUGAGUGAAGCUCUUCCUGGGGACAAUGUGGGCUUCAAUGUAAAGAACAUGUCCGUCAAAGAUGUUAGAUGAGGCAGUGUUGCUGGUGACAGCAAAAAUGACCCACCAAUGGAAGCAGCUGGCUUCACUGCUCAGAUGAUUAUCCUGAACCAUCCAGGCCAUAUUAGUGCUGGCUAUGCUCCUGUUCUGGAUUGUCACACAGCCCACAUAGCACGCAAGUUUGCUGAGCUUAAAGAAAAGAUCGAUCGUCAUUCUAGUAAGAAGCUGGAAGAUGGCCCCAAAUUCUUGAAGUCUGGUGAUGCUGCCAUUGUUGAUAUGGUCCCUGGCAAGCCCAUGUGUGCUGAGAACUUCUCUGACUAUACUCCACUUGGUCGUUUUGCUGUUCGUGACAUGAAGCAGACAGUUGCUGUGGGUGUCAUCAAAGCUGUGGACAAGAAGGCGGCUGGAGCUGGCAAAGUCACCAAGUCUGCCCAGAAAGCUCAGAAGGCUAAAGGAAUAGUAUCCCUAACACCUGCCACCCCAGUCCUAAUCAGUGGUGGAAGAACGGUCUCAGAACUGUUUGUCUCAAUUGGCCAUUUAAGUUUAAUAGUAAAAAACUGGUUAAUGAUAACAAUGCAUCGUAAAACCUUCAGAAGGAAA